Molecule: messenger RNA, 2284 nt
Organism: Tachyglossus aculeatus (Australian echidna)
Lineage: Eukaryota; Metazoa; Chordata; Mammalia; Monotremata; Tachyglossidae
Gene: ASPN
Product: asporin
Exons: 8
Coding region: 259-1377 (372 amino acids)
Molecular function (GO): protein binding
Source: RefSeq, a predicted model, not a curated record
CAAGUCUUAAUCUCUCUCUUCGGUACUAAAAUAGGCUAAUCUGUAGAAGCAGUUUACUCAAGUAUCACCCAGAGUGCCAGCUACAUCAGGCACUUUUUAAAGGGAUUUUUCAGUGUAACAUCUUCUCAUCUUCUCUUCAUUGCCUAGCACUCACCAAAAUCUAUGUACUAUUUGCUUUUAAAAUAAGUACUUUGUGGAUUGAGUCUACGUUUAAGAGGAUUUUUCUAUUCUUACAAGAUUGGUUAUCUUUGAGAAAACAUGAAAGAAUACACACUUCUGCUGUUUUUGGCUCUCUGUUCUGCCAAACCUUUCACCAGUCCUUCAUUCCUCACUCUAAAGAAUAUGAUGCUGAAGGACAUGGAAGAUGCAAGCAAUGACGACGAUGACGACGACAACUCUCUUUUUCCAACAAGACAACCUUUCGAACACCUGAUUCCUUUCGAGCUGUUUCCAGUAUGCCCCUUCGGAUGUCAGUGCUAUCUAAAAGUUGUCCACUGUUCUGACCUAGGUCUGACUUCAAUACCGAACAAUAUCCCACCUGAUACUCGCUUCAUAGAUCUCCAAAACAAUAAAAUUAAGGAAAUCAAAGAAAAUGAUCUUAGAGGACUCUCUUCACUUUAUGCUCUGGCUUUGAACAACAAUAAGCUCACAAAGAUCCAUCCAAAAGCCUUCCAGUCAACCAAGAAGUUAAGAAGAUUAUACCUGUCACACAACCAGUUGACUGAAAUUCCUGUUAACCUCCCUAAAUUAUUAGCUGAACUCAGAAUUCAUGAUAACAAAGUGAAGAAAAUAAAAAAGGAAACAUUCAAAGGAAUGAAUACUUUACAUGUUUUAGAAAUGAGCGCAAACCCUCUUGAAAAUGAAGGAAUCGAACCUGGGGCAUUUGAAGGUGUGACGGUUUUUCACAUCAGGAUUGCAGAAGCGAAGCUGACCUCCAUUCCUAAAGGACUGCCAUCCACUUUAUUAGAGCUUCAUUUAGAUGAUAACAAAAUUUCAGCUGUGGAGCUUGAGGAUUUCAAACGGUACAAAGACCUGCAAAGGCUUGGCCUGGGAAACAACAAAAUCAAAGAUGUCGAAAACGGAAGCUUUGCCAACAUACCACGUAUCAGAGAAAUACAUUUGGAAAAAAAUAAGCUUAAAAGAGUCCCUCCUGGAUUACAGGAUCUGAAAUACUUGCAGGUGAUAUUCCUUCACUCAAACAGCAUUUCCAAACUGGGAGUGAAUGAUUUCUGUCCAACGGGAAUAAAGAUGAAGAAGUCCUUAUACAGUGCGAUAAGUCUGUUCAACAAUCCUGUGAAAUACUGGGAAGUCCAACCUGCCACAUUCCGUUGUGUUUUAAGCCGAAUGAGUGUGCAGCUUGGGAACUUCAGAAAGUAAUAUGUUUACAAAUAAGAACCAAGUAUAAAACUCCUGCCUUGUAAAUUUUAGAAUACUUGAAAUCUGUUAAUAAGGAGCAACUGUGCGUCAAUGUUACAAAAUAUUUUCCCUUUAACAUUGAUCUUAAGUUAGACACAAUAAGUCACAAGGCUUUUGUUUCACUUGAUCAUUUUUUAAAUUUUAACUAUUUUUUAAAAUGCUGAUGUUGACUCAUGAAAAAAUAUAUUUUCAUGUUUUCCAUUAUAGAUGAAAUAAUCUGACCAUUUCUUUUUCCCUUAAAAGAAAAUGAGGUCCCUUUCCCUUAUUAGAUACAUUCUAUUGAAAGCAUUGUUAAAAAGGAGUCUAUAUGGAAGUUCUAAAUUUGGCCAGGUUUUGGGCACGGCAGUCAGCUGUGAUUAAGACACACUUGAACAGAUGCUUGAGCAAGGUACUGAUUACUAGUGAGGAUCAUAUUCUUCUAUCCUUGAUAAAUCAGGUAGUAGUUCUGAUUUUAUUAAAUGAUGUAGUGUUUUAUAUCUUAAAACUGAGAGCCAACGAUAGUCUUACUCCCUCAGUUACUAUUUUAUCACCUUCUUGCAAGAAAGGAACCAUAAAAGUUCAUUAUCCAUUUAUAUGCACCCUGAAAAUAAAAGUUGGCAUCUGGAUUAUAUUGUAUCCUUUCUUACUAGAAUUAUCAAACCUCUGUAGGAAAACAUAGUGUGCUUUUAUAUAAAGACUGUAACCGCAUUCUUCAAUUACAAAAAGUAUCAUACUUUUAUUGCUAUAUAUUUGUUAAGUUGACUUCUACACGAAUAUUUCUCAUGCAAUCUAAAAUUCUUUAACAGGUAGUGAAGAAAUAUGUAGGUGCCAUAACUGCCUAGGUAGAUCAUCAUGUAAAAUACACAAUACUGACAGUACUGUAUAAAUA